Varanus komodoensis (Komodo dragon) is the source of this 1239-nucleotide messenger RNA. It is a transcript of the gene FSTL3, whose product is annotated as follistatin like 3. Gene Ontology annotation, biological process: cell differentiation; multicellular organism development; regulation of BMP signaling pathway. The transcript is spliced from 5 exons. Gene Ontology annotation, molecular function: activin binding; protein binding. Lineage: Eukaryota; Metazoa; Chordata; Lepidosauria; Squamata; Varanidae. The coding region runs from base 349 to 1092 and encodes 247 amino acids. The record is from RefSeq and is a predicted model, not a curated record.
UCCAGGCAUGUUACUGGACGCUCGUCGACACCGCCCUCCCCUCCCUCUCCAGUUAUGAUUCAAUGCGCACAGACUACACACACACACUUUAUCUGGGGAGGGUGAAACUGAGGCUCGGGGUGUGUGCCGGGGGGAGAGGGAGACCCUCCCUUCGAGAACAAGCAAGCACAAUCCAGGCAUUUUGCUGAAGUGGGCGAGUUGGACAAGUUCUCUGCUGAGGCGGUCGUCCCGCGAAAGUGGCUGGAGAGAACGCGGCAAAAUUUCCGCUGGCACUCAUCUGCUAUUAUCAUUUUCUCUCCUCCUCGCUCGCGUCCUCCCUGAUCUGGGCCAACCGCGCCACGAUUCAACAUGAAGAGCUGCCUUUUGCUUCUAGUCGCGCUCUGCUCAGCGGGAGGGGACCCCUUCGCAGGAGGCAUCUGUUGGCUGCAACAAGGCCGGGAGGCGAAGUGCACCAUGAUCGUCCGGACGGGGGUCACUUGGGAAGAUUGCUGUGCCAACGGCAACACGGACAGGGCAUGGUCCAACUCCUCCCACCCGAAUAACAAGAUCAGCCUGCUCCGGAUCCUUGGCCUCGUGAGCUGCAACCCUUGCAAAGAGUCCUGUGAUGGGGUGGACUGUGGGCCAGGCAAGGUCUGCAAGAUGAAGUAUGGGCGCCCGCACUGCACCUGUGCCCCAGAUUGCUCUCACCUGUCCCGCAAGAUGCAGGUGUGCGGCUCGGACGGGUUCACCUACCGGGACGAAUGCGAACUCCUGACGGCCAAGUGCAGAGGGUAUCCUGACCUGGAAGUGAUGUACCAAGGCCGAUGCAAAAAAUCUUGCUCCAGCGUCGUGUGCCCCGGAACCCACACAUGCGUCGUGGACCAGACUGGGAGCGCGCACUGUGUGGUGUGCAGAGCUGCCCCCUGCCCGGACCCCACAACCCUCGACCACGCCAUCUGCGGGAACAACAACGUCACCUACCCCUCCACCUGUCACCUACGGCGCGCCACCUGCUUCCUGGGCCGAUCCAUUGGCAUCCGGCAUUACGGCAGCUGCGCAGCGUUGGACAGGCACCCCCUGGAUUCAGAUGACGCUGAAGAAAAUUACAUCUAAACCGACAUUUUGCGAUCUGGCCGACUCUUAACAUGCAGGGGCAUUAUCUGUAAUAAUUUACAGACCGUAUAUACCUGAUAUUUAUUAUGACCAAAUGAAAAAAACUUAUUUAUAUAAAUAGAUAUAGCUGUCAGCUGAUGUAACCGA